UCAAGAAUCUUCCGCUUGACGUAAAAAGCACUUAAAACGUAUAAAAAAAGUGAUACAAAAACACGGUACGUAAAAUGUAUUUAAUUUAUUUCCUUUUGUUAGUGCGUAUAAUUCAUGGGAUUGAUCAAGAUGCAUACAACUUGAAAGUUGAGUAUUUAGAAGAAUUGAUAGAUAAUGAAUUGAAGAGGUUUAAGGAUUAUAAAUUGCCAACUGACAAUAGGCAAUUGCUGGGAAGUGUAGAUCGAAGGAGUAUUACUUAUGAGUAUGGAGUGUUUGAUUUUAUCAUAGUUGGAGGAGGAUCAGCUGGCUCAGUAGUGGCAAACAGAUUAUCGGAAAUUCAAAAUUGGAAAGUUCUCAUCUUGGAGGCUGGAGAUAUAAAUGAUGACUUGACAGACAUUCCAUUUUUUUUCGAACCAGCUGCAAACUCUGAAAGGAAUUGGGGUUACUUUACUGUGCCUCAGAAAAAUGCUUGUCUUGGAAGGACAAAUAACCGAUGCCCCUAUGUCCAAGGCAAAAUCCUAGGUGGAUCAGGAACAAUGAGUGGUCUUGUUUAUUCAAGGGGAAUAAAGAAAGAUUACGAACAGUGGGCAAAACAAGGCAUUCCUGGAUGGUCUUGGAACGAUGUUUUACCGUACUAUAAGAAAAUUGAAAAUUAUGAAUCACAAAAUAUAGAUUUAAACUACAGGGGCUUUAAGGGACCCAUCAACAUAGCUUAUGUACAACCUAGAGGGUCCAUACAUAAGAAAAUUAUAGAAGCUCAUCAAGAAAUUGGUAUUCGAUACAUUGAAGAUUAUAAUGCACAAAGGAUUAGCGGAAUCUCAUACACCCAACACAACAUUGAAAGAGGAAUAAGAGUAAGUGGAGCAAAUAAUUACGUUAGACCAGCUUGGAACAGAAUUAACUUCAAUGUUACUCUUAAUGCAUUCGUUACAAAAAUACUUAUAAACCCAAUUACAAAAAAAACCCAUGGUGUGGAAUUUGUAAGUGAAAACAGGAAGUAUAUAGCACGAGCAAAAAAAGAAGUUAUAAGUUCAGCUGGUUCCAUAAAUUCUCCGCAGCUUUUGAUGUUAUCCGGCAUUGGACCUAAAUCAGACUUGUUGAAAUUAGGGAUUGAAGUCAUUCAGGAUCUACCAGUUGGUAAACACACGAAGGAUCACAUCGGUUUCCAGUCAUUCUAUCUCAAAUCGAAUUACGUUGAACCUAUAGUUCCAACAAGGAAACUCGUGGAGGAAUAUUUGGAUGGAAAAGGUUUUUAUACAGCUCCAACAAAUUAUCGUUUGACAUCUUAUUACAACGCCAAUAAUUUAUCGUCACCAUAUCCUAAUAUAGAGGUGGAGUUCUCUUUUCCAAAGCCAAUAUCAGCAGGGUAUCCGGGUUUGAACAAUUUCAAAAAGAGCAUAAAUAAUUUCCUUGAAACGGUCAAUCAGUCCACUACUUGGAGUCUGGAACUGUUCCUACUCCAUCCAAAAUCAUCAGGAUCUCUGAAACUGAAAUCAGCUGAUCCUAGAGAUUUUCCUUUGAUUGACAGCAAUAUUUUCGGUGAUGUUGAGGACUUAGAGGAUAUAUACAAGGGCGUUGAGGUGUCUUUGAGGUUACUGGAUACCACUGUAGGCAAAUCGUUGAACUUAACCCUCGAUUUGAAAGUUCCAGAAUGUGCAGGUGAAAAAUACAGAUCGAAGAAAUUUUGGUAUUGUAUUCUACGUCAUUUGGUUGGACCUGCACUACAUCUUUCUUCUUCAACUAAGAUGGGUAAUACACAAGACCCUUUGGCAGUGGUGGAUCAUGAGUUUAGGGUUUAUGGAAUCAAAGGACUUAGGGUGGCUGACGUAGGGGUCGUUCCAGGUACUGUAACAGGUCAUAUCAACGCUCAAGCAUUUUUGAUUGGAGAAAGAGCUGCUGAUAUGAUCAAGAAAGAAUAUCUCGUUCAGUAAUGAAAUAAAGGAAAUAUAUUAAGA
Molecule: messenger RNA, 1955 nt
Organism: Harmonia axyridis
Lineage: Eukaryota; Metazoa; Arthropoda; Insecta; Coleoptera; Coccinellidae
Product: glucose dehydrogenase [FAD, quinone]-like
Exons: 3
Coding region: 75-1931 (618 amino acids)
Molecular function (GO): flavin adenine dinucleotide binding; oxidoreductase activity, acting on CH-OH group of donors
Source: RefSeq, a predicted model, not a curated record